UUGCAGAUAUACAACUUCAAGUUUUAAUAUUUUUAGUUUAUUUCGCACGGUUUUUGAUUGUAAAUUUGCAAACAUUUUACGCAAAAUAAGAAACACUUUCAGGCAGCGCAAGAACAAGUCACGCCAGAGGCAGCAGCAGCAGCAGCAACAGCAGCAGCAGCAAGAAUCGGCAGCCCGAGACUCUGCGAGGAAAAGUCGCCUGCUGGCGGACACGGACGUAGAAAUGGAGAGCAAUCUCAAUCGCAUGAUUAACCAGACGCUGCGCCAUCAGCUGAGUGGACAGCUAAGCAAAUAUACGAAUGUGAUGAAGGGCUGGCAGUAUCGCUGGUUCACGGUGGACGCCAAGACAGGCUUUCUUAGUUACUACUUGUGCGACUCGUCUGCCGUUGGCGAUGACAUUGCGCCCUCGCCCCAUGUCCUGGCGAGCGCCCCUCGCGGUCAGGUGCAGCUGGCGGGCGCCGUCGUGUACCCCAGCGACGAGGAUUCGCGCACCUUUUCCAUUGCCUGCGCCUCGGGGGAUACGGUGAAGCUGCGUGCCAACGAUGCUCGGGCGCGUCAGGAGUGGGUGGACGGCCUGCGGGCGGUGGUCGAGAGCCACACCAAGGCCAUGGACAUAAGCAAUUCAUCGCCACUGCCGCCACGUGAGCUGCUGGCAGCUUCCGAUGCAAUGGUUUCUGCCCGUCAGGCGCUGUUCCUCACAGAGCAAUGCAACGCCUCACUGGCCAGGGCCAUUGAGAGCAUCGAUUGUGCUUCCUUUACGCCCACUGAUCCCGAUCUGCUGCUGCUCAAGGCCAUCUCCACGGCCAGCACACAGUGCCUGCACCAGUGUCUGGGUCUGCUGCAGCGCCAUCAAGAGAUGAAUCAGCCACCCGCGGCAGAGGCGCUGCCCAUUAUGCUCUAAAGCGGAGUGGAAGGAAACACUGCCCCGGAAGGAAGGAGCAUCCAUCAUCGCAUCUAUUAACCAGUAUUCCAGUAUCUGAAAAGCAAUAAACAGCGACUCCAAAUCGCAUUCGUGUGGGAAUGUGCGUUUGGUAAGCGAGAAA
This is a messenger RNA of Drosophila guanche, 1043 nucleotides long. Its product is annotated as oxysterol-binding protein-related protein 11. NCBI's taxonomy places the organism in Eukaryota, Metazoa, Arthropoda, Insecta, Diptera, Drosophilidae. Bases 224 to 901 code for a protein of 225 amino acids. The record is from RefSeq and is a predicted model, not a curated record. The transcript has 3 exons.